This is a messenger RNA of Syngnathoides biaculeatus (alligator pipefish), 2897 nucleotides long. Its product is annotated as cytochrome P450 2K1-like. Gene Ontology annotation, biological process: xenobiotic metabolic process. The record is from RefSeq and is a predicted model, not a curated record. The coding region runs from base 18 to 1526 and encodes 502 amino acids. Gene Ontology annotation, molecular function: oxidoreductase activity, acting on paired donors, with incorporation or reduction of molecular oxygen, reduced flavin or flavoprotein as one donor, and incorporation of one atom of oxygen; heme binding; iron ion binding. The transcript has 9 exons. NCBI's taxonomy places the organism in Eukaryota, Metazoa, Chordata, Actinopteri, Syngnathiformes, Syngnathidae. Gene Ontology annotation, cellular component: intracellular membrane-bounded organelle; cytoplasm.
ACUUCGUCGCUUCACAAAUGGGAAUAGCAGAUAUCUUUCUUCAGCCCGGCGGAGGCUUCGCGUCCCUGCUGGCGGCCACCUUCAUCCUGCUGCUUGUCUACGCGCUCUCGUCCGCUUUGAGCUCGGAUGAAACUGCCAACGAGCCUCCGGGCCCGAGACCGCUUCCCGUGUUAGGGAACCUCCUGCAGCUGGACCUCAAGCGACCCUACAAGACCCUGGUGGAGAUGUCCAAGAAGUAUGGGCCGGUGUUCACCGUCUACCUUGGCUCGAAGAAGGUGGUGGUUCUGGCUGGCUACAAGGCGGUAAAGGAAGCGCUGGUAAACCACGCUGAAGAGUUUGGAGACAGGGAUAUCUUACGCAUAGUGAAGCAGUACAACGACGGACACGGCGUCAUAUGGAGCAACGGGGAGUCAUGGAAGGAGAUGCGGCGCUUCACUUUGACCAACCUCAGAGAUUUCGGGAUGGGAAAGAAGGCAUGCGAGGACAAAAUCAUUGAGGAGUGCCAGCACCUCUUGGAAGUCUUUCGGAACUUCAGAGGCGAAGCCUUCGACACCACGCAGCCAAUCAACUACGCCGUCUCCAACAUCAUCUGCUCCAUCGUGUACGGGAACAGGUUCGACUACAAGGAUCCAGAGUUCAACGCCAUGGUGGAUGGUAUGAACCGGAAAAUCCAGCUGGUGGGCUCACCGUCUGCCCAGGUAUACAACUUGUUCCCAUGGCUCGGCAAGAGACUGUCACAGAACAAGGAAUUCUUCAAACUGACAGCUGACUACGGGAGAAAGAAUCUGGAGAUAUUCAGCCGACUGAGGGAAAGCCUCAAUCCACUCGCGUGCAGAAGCCUGGUGGAAUCCUUCUUUGUCCGAAAGCAACACUUGGAGGAGAGCGGGAUCACCAACAGUUACUUCCAUGAUGAAAAUCUGAUGUGGACAGUUCAGAACCUUUUUGCUGCUGGCACGGACACCACAGCUGCCACACUUAGGUGGUCUCUUCUCCUCAUGGCCAAGUAUCCUGAUAUCCAAGAAAAGGUCCAUGAGGAGCUGAGCAGAGUGAUCGGGGAUCGUCAGGUCCACGUAGAAGACCGCAAGAACUUGCCCUUCACAGACGCUGUCAUCCACGAGACACAAAGGCUGGCCAACAUUGCACCCAUAGCCAUCCCUCAUCGGACCAGCCAGGACGUCACUUUCCGAGGGUACUUUAUCAAGAAGGAAACAACCGUCUACGUCCUCCUCACAUCAGUCCUCCACGACGAAAGCGAGUGGGAGAAGCCGCACUCCUUCCAUCCCGACCACUUCCUUGACAAAGAUGGGAAAUUUGUCAAGAAUGACGCCUUCAUGCCCUUCUCAGCAGGUCGCAGGGCUUGUCUAGGAGAGAGUCUGGCCCGCAUGGAGCUGUUUCUCUUCUUCGUCACGUUGCUGCAACAUUUCAACUUCAGACCUCCCCUUGGGGUCUCCGAGAACCACCUGGACCUGACCCCUCGUGUGGGCUUCACACUCAGCCCGACCAAACACAUGCUGAGGGCGCUUUGACUGCACGUGAGCGCACACUUUCAACUGAAGAAGACGCAAGUUGGCUUUUCAAGUGCAUUUAAUAAACAAGUCAAGGUGAAAUACACAGACAUUGCUAUUUCAAACUAAUCGGGAUUCAAACACAACAAGACAAGACAAGGAGACGAUAAAGAGGAAGUGAUGUCUAGUUUUGUUGAUUUGUUAAUCCCAUCAGGAAAUGGGCUGUGACUGACUAUUGACAUUCAAAAUAAAAAGUUGUCAAGCGGCUAAUUCGGGAAAAUCCAUUGGUGAUUAACAGCCUAAAUCAUCAUUUGGUUCUAUGCGCAGCAUAUAAUCACAUUAAAGGCUUUUGAUUUGAUUGAUUUUGAUCAGUUAUGUUUUCAAUUACAUUCUUGUUGGUUUAGAAUUUUUUUUCCCCUGCUACAUCAUUUGAAUGGGGGGUGGGGGGGAAUUCUGUAAUCUGGUGGACAAACGUGAAUAUUUCAAGGCAGUUUUCAAAAUAUGACGUUUUUGGUGACGCAAACGUUUAAAAAUAUACAGUAUGACAAUGAGUAAAUGAAACCCCAUCCAUCCAUCCAUCCAUCCAUUUUUAUAGUCGCUUAUCCUCACAAGGGUCGCGGAGGCAGGGUACACCCUGAACUGGUUACCAGCCAAUCGCAGGGCACAUGGAGACAGAUAACAGUGGCACUCACAAUCACACCUAGGGGCAAUUUUCCAAUUAAUGUUGUAUGUUUUUGACAUGUGGGAGGAAACCAGAGUGCCCGGAGAAAACCCACGCAGGCACAGGGAGAACAUGCAAACUCCACACAGGGAGGGCCGGGAUUGAACCAGUGUCCUCAGAACUGUGAGGCCAACGCUUUCCAUCAGAGCCAGCGUGCCACCUAAAUGAAACCCAAAAGUGUAAAUUGGACUUUUUUUUUUUUUUUUUUUAAAAUCGGACAUUUUUUGUCAGUUAUAGAAAAAUGAAACAUAGAACAUUUCAUUGUUGGUUGCUAACGCAGAAAAACACGGGAAAGGCGAGGAUGGCGUUUUUUUUUCUUCCAAGUCAAACUUGACGGACAGUUUGCCUGCUUUACUUUACCUCAUCAUAGGCAAAAAAAAAACAUGAUAAUACCUGUAUUCCCACAGCUCAGAUAUGUAAUAAUAUGUAUGCAUUAAAAAGAUGCGAGACGAGCAGUGUCAAACACAUGGCCUGUGGGCCAGAACCGGCCACUCAGGGGGUCCAAUCUGGCCCAUGGGGAUGGAGAACACAUUCAAUGCUAUUUUUUUUUUCAUAAACUGCUACAUCUUAAGUUGUUAUGUAUACAUUCACAAAAGGAUGCAUAGCUGAAUGUGGCACGCUCAGUGAUUCAUAAAACUGUUCAAAUCAUUUUGGGUAAAAAAAAAAAAAAU